This is a messenger RNA of Varanus komodoensis (Komodo dragon), 1020 nucleotides long. RefSeq names its product homeobox D13 (gene HOXD13). Gene Ontology annotation, biological process: regulation of transcription by RNA polymerase II. Bases 1 to 1020 code for a protein of 339 amino acids. The record is from RefSeq and is a predicted model, not a curated record. Lineage: Eukaryota; Metazoa; Chordata; Lepidosauria; Squamata; Varanidae. Gene Ontology annotation, molecular function: RNA polymerase II cis-regulatory region sequence-specific DNA binding; DNA-binding transcription factor activity, RNA polymerase II-specific. The transcript is spliced from 3 exons.
AUGAGCCGCGCGGCGGGCGGCUGGGAGAUGGAGGCGCUGCGGGCGGACGCCGGGGGCGGCGGCGGCGGCGGCGGCAGCGGGCAGUGCCGCAACUUUCUGUCUCCGCCGGUCUUCGGGGCGGCGCCGUCGGGGCGCCCCGCGGGCUCCGCGGCCUCCGGCUUCUCCUACGAGCGCUCGGGCUCCUCGGCGGCGGCGGCGGCGGCGGCGCGCUCUUCCUCGGCGGCGGCGGCGGCGCCCUCCAAGGACUGCUCCAGCGGCGGCGGCGGCGGGCCCCCGACGGCGCCGCCCUCGGCCACCGCCGCCGCCGCCGCGGCCGCCGCGCUGGGCUACCACCCGGGCUACCACCCCUUCGGCAACGGCUACUACAGCUGCCGCAUGGCGCACGGCGUGGGGCUGCAGCAGAACGCGGCGCUCAAGGCCUCGCCGCACGCCGCCUUCCCCGUGGAGAAGUACAUGGACGUGGCCAGCCUGGCCAGCACCAGCGUGCCGUCGGGCAGCGACGUCUCCUCGCGCGCCAAGGAGGUCUCCUUCUACCAGGGCUACGCCGCGGCCGCCGGCCCGUACCAGCACGUGCCGGCCGGCUACCUGGACGUGGUCUCCACCUUCGGCUCGGCGGCCGCGGCGGCCGCGGCGGGCGAGCCCCGGCACGAGACCUACAUCUCCAUGGAGGGCUACCAGUCGUGGACGCUGGCCAACGGGUGGAACGGCCAGGUGUACUGCGCCAAAGACCAGGCCCAGGGCUCCCACUUCUGGAAGUCGUCCUUCCCAGGGGACGUUGCACUAAACCAGCCAGACAUGUGUGUCUACCGGCGUGGGAGAAAGAAGCGAGUGCCUUACACAAAACUGCAGCUGAAGGAACUGGAGAGUGAAUACGCCAUUAACAAAUUUAUCAACAAGGACAAGAGGCGCAGGAUAUCUGCAGCCACAAACCUCUCAGAGAGACAAGUUACUAUUUGGUUUCAGAACCGCAGAGUCAAAGACAAGAAAAUAGUCUCCAAGCUGAAGGACAAUGUCUCCUGA